This is a messenger RNA of Pectinophora gossypiella (pink bollworm), 4155 nucleotides long. It is a transcript of the gene magu, whose product is annotated as SPARC-related modular calcium-binding protein 1. The record is from RefSeq and is a predicted model, not a curated record. The coding region runs from base 334 to 2037 and encodes 567 amino acids. Gene Ontology annotation, molecular function: extracellular matrix binding; calcium ion binding; heparin binding. Gene Ontology annotation, cellular component: basement membrane. The transcript is spliced from 12 exons. Gene Ontology annotation, biological process: extracellular matrix organization. Lineage: Eukaryota; Metazoa; Arthropoda; Insecta; Lepidoptera; Gelechiidae.
CUGCGCGGGCCGCGGCGACGGCGGCGGCGGCGCGCGCGCUUUUUGCUCGUGGCGAAGCGACCGGCGCGGGCGCACUCCGGGAUCUAUCCUUAAUGUAUUUUAUUUAUUCCGUUCUUAACUCUCUCUCCCGGCGAACGUCCCGGCUCGCGCCAUCUCAGCACCGCUCAACAACUCUAACAAAGCCCGUUAUUACCACCUCCAUGUCAAUAUGCCACUAAAACAUUCUCUCACUCGGCUCGUUUAUACAUAUUUUGUUUUAUUCUGUGAACUAGUGUUAUAAACAUACAAACAAAUAUUAUUGUUUUAUUUAAUUUAGUUGGUAAUUCCGGCAUAAUGUAUAUCAAUGACAUAGUGGUCCAUAUAUUUUUCCUCAAUGUUAUUUAUCAAGCUACUGCGGCGGCGCCGGACGUUAAGGUGAGCACACAAAGUAGUGAGGCAUGCUUUGCCCACGUGACAGCUUGCGAGGAAAACGCCGGUGGCAGCAGGAAGGCCGUCUGCGGGUCAGAUGGACGCACCUACCCUUCACGAUGUGACCUCAUGAAGGCGCAAUGUUCAGGCGAGUCCGUCGCCGUAGCCCGAAGGGGCCCCUGUCUGGAAGGCCAAUCGUCGUGCUUGAUCGCUUUGCGUUACGCGUUGAACGCCCACGGGGGGCGAAGGCCUGCGUUUGUGCCGCGGUGCCGCGCUGACGGUACCUACGCCCCCGUGCAGUGCGCCGCCGCCGCAGGCUGCUGGUGCGUCACUCCUGACGGCAAGACCUUCCCCGACACCACCGUGAGAAACGGCAGACCUGACUGCACUAGGACUGGCAAAUCUCACACCAGGCGUCGAUCCUCAAUCCGGGGUCAAAGAAAUAAAAGAAGUUGUUCCCGCGCAGACCGUGCGCAGUUCAAUGGGAACCUCAUCAAGAUCUUCAGCGGAGAGCUGGAGCGCACGCGGGAGGCCGGGGGCGCAGUCCCGGAGCCGCGCGCCGUCGCCGAGUGGAAGUUCCGCGAGCUCGACCGCGACCGCAGCGGAGCACUGCAGAAAUCCGAGUACAGAGGGCUCAGGAGACUCAUUAAAAAGGUGGUGAAGCCGAAGAGGUGCGCGCGCGCAUGGGCUCGCGGCUGCGACGGCGAUGCGGACGGCGAGAUCGCACGCGCCGAGUGGGUCGCCUGCCUCCUCGCCAACCCGGAGCCGCCUGCACCGGACUUCUCUCUCCGCUUCUUCAUGUCGUUGAACGCAGAUGACAGCGGACCGGAACCGGAAAACGACUACACGGAGGAGGAACCACCGCCGGAUCCCAGCUCAGUGUUGCCGGGCAUAAUGAGAAACUCAUUCGCUCCGGAGGGAUCGGAGAACAGAAGAGAAGAUGAAAUCAACGACUGCCUCACUGAUCGACAGGCGGUGUUGGAUGAACAGAAAGCGGGUGGUGCAGUCUUAUAUGUGCCAGAAUGUACGGGCGACGGGCGGUAUGCGCGGGCGCAGUGUUACAAGACAACUGGCUACUGCUGGUGCGUGCAUCAGGACACCGGCAAGCCCAUCCCGGGGUCUUCGGUCAAGGACCGGAGGCCUGACUGCGACGUGGCACCGCAACACGCCAGUCCGAUGAGAGGUUGCCCAGAGCCGAUAAAAUCGAAUUUCCUUCGAGACCUGAUGAGCUUCUUCAUAGCGAAGAUGACGUCGUCUUCCAACGGGACUGGCCCAGGGGAACUAGUAAAAUGGGGCGCAUCAAAAGAAGAGCAGGCAGCCACAUGGACUUACGUGAUGUUAGACAAGGACAAAAACAAGGCUCUGGACAGGCGGGAGUGGAAGGCGUUCCACCAGCUGAUAAGCAACGUGGAGCCACUCCGGCGGUGCGGCAGGAAGCUGCCUAGAUACUGCGACGUCAACCAUGACACCAGGAUCAGCAUCACCGAAUGGAUGGCAUGCCUCGAAGUCAACCAAGCGUCGCAAGGACCCACGAUUUUAAUUGUUACAGCAGAAACUACGAAAGCACCUUCGAACCCUCGAAGAAAGGGGCCGAAUCCCCUGGAGUCGUUCCUCAAAGCUGACGAUUAACCCAACGAACGGUUCUUUAAGAGAACAAACCAACGAAAACAAACUUAGGAAAUCCUGAACGUAAUUCUAUUUGUGCAAAUAAAUAUUAACCUUGCUUUCAACAAAAUUGAAUGAGCCAGUAUUGUGUGUGUGAAGUGUUAUUUUAGCGAAAGACAUUAUAGUUAUGGUAAACAUAAUGGGAUGCCAUAAUGUCGCUACAUGUGCACCACAGUAGAGGAUGGACCACAAUCGGUGCGUACAGUUAAAAGGACAAUGGGCGAUUGUCCAAGAACCUCCACUGAUGAGACUUGCAUUUAAUGAAAGCUUAUGCUUUCCCUAUGAUUCUUAAUCUUCCCCUUUAUUUUAUUUUUUUAUAUUGUGAUAUAUAAUUAUUCAUGUAGACUUAGGUAUUCAGCAACAAACCUUGAGUAGAUUUUUGUACACUAAUGUACACAAUUUAUCAUAUUUAUAGCCAGGACAAACAUGACCAUAGAAAAUGUACCCCGGGACAGAAUCUGAUAGAAUUGUGCCAGAAUCAUAGGGAAAGCAUAAGCUUUCAUUACAUGCAAGUCUCACCAGUGGAGGUUCUUGGACCAAGUUCCAUACAGUUUUGCCCAUUGUCAUUUAUCCUUGGUAUAUCGUCAACAACUGCAACUGGAUGGAUAUUCGAACAACGGAAAUUUAUCAUUCCGGUGAAUGCAAAAUUAUCUUAGAAUCCUGGUUUUAACUGAUCCAGUUCUAACUAGAUAUUUGCAAAAACAAAAAGUUGUACGAUAUUUGCAAAUGAUAUUGUCCGGUGUCCGAAGGUUCAACUACAAUGUUGAUGAACCACUUUUCCCAUGUUCAACCACGCCACAACUAAAUAGAAUAGUAGUGCCGUUGAUAGGAAAAAACAAUCAACACAUUCAAGAGUGUGCACUUGAAUCUGUAAAAGAAAGUUAAAUUAGAUAGUUUUUCGUUAAGUCUCUAUUGAAUCACUAGUGCGCAGUGGUAGACUUGCUAAACUUUACGUGAACAAAUAAAGAUAUACGUUCAUCUCCAAUUAUUUAAUCCGAUCCGAUCAUUGGAUAGUUUGCCAGGUCAAAGAUAAAGUAUGAAAUUCUGAUCACUAAAUAAAGACAGAUCUACUAAAGGUGACAAAAAACGUUUUUUCUAUUAUAUUUUUUAUGAAUUAUAAAAAAGAAAAUGUGACAAAAUGUCACAUUUUUUGUGACGUCACAGGUUGCUUUAGUAAAAAAUGACUGGUUUGACUAGUUGAAAACUACCCUAUUCGAAUGUCCCUGGAUAUAUUUGGCGACUGUAUUGUCUGUGGGUGCUACCACUUCACAAAAGUAAUAUAGCGUAAAAAGGCGGUUCGGAGCGUAAUUUGUAAGCAACGUCGCGCCUGAUUUCUGUGUCAACGGGUGUUUACAAACUCAAAGAUGAAAAAUGUGAAGUUUUUCUAUCGUGUGGGUUGUGAGGUGGAGUAAUUACUAAGUUCCCGCCCUCAGACCGCUCUCGGCACCACCACUGCGCGUAUUGAGCUUAUGAGCUGAAGUCAGUAACAAUGGACUUAACUAAUUUAACAAAAAAGUGCGAAAAGUAUACCGUUAUAAUAUCGUAAUUAGGUUUAGAUCUUCUCGUAGAUGUACUAAAGAAGCAAUUAAUUUAUUAAUUUAUACAGACUUGUACUAGUCUUGUAAUAUGUCGAACGUCUCGUAACUCAGUGGCCUAGGUAGAAAAACUUUCUAUCAAAAUAUUGUUACACGGGAACUUAAUAUUUAGAGAUCAAUUUCUAUGAAGAGUUAUCUUCUGGUUAUCAUCUUCAUAGAAUUGGAUUUACAUUAUUUUGGUUUCCAAAUAAUGCUGUAGUAGGCAAAUUACCUACUUAUGUUCUAAUUUACGUAUUAAGAUAUUGUGUUGUAUAGCAUUUUUGUUGUAUUUGUAAUCUGACUCACACAUAAAUAUUUGAAAACCUGAUUAAACAAUGUUAAUUCAUCACAAGUACCUAACAACAGAUGUUAAACGUUUCACUUCAAAAUAUUCAUGUUAUUUUAAGAGUAUUUAUAGAUUUAGGUGUCGUUGGUGUGAAAUGUAAGAACUAUGUGAUAUUUUUAAUUAUAUUUUUUAUUUCUAAAUAAAUAAUUUAAUACUUCAAAA